Messenger RNA from Drosophila guanche, 786 nucleotides. RefSeq names its product circadian clock-controlled protein (gene Jhbp15). The transcript is spliced from 3 exons. Lineage: Eukaryota; Metazoa; Arthropoda; Insecta; Diptera; Drosophilidae. Bases 33 to 758 code for a protein of 241 amino acids. The record is from RefSeq and is a predicted model, not a curated record.
CAUUAAUUAGCCGACAACAAGAACGAAUCGUAAUGAGGUUUACAAUAUUCAUGGGAUGUCUAGCGCUAGUUUGGGGACAGCUGCCUCCAGAUAUAGAGAAGUGUCAAGCUGGCGAUGCCAUCUGCAUUGCAAAAACCAUCACCCACAUCUUGCAGUCCUAUUCCAAGGGAAUACCCGCCAUAGGACUCGAUGCCGUCGAUGCAAUUAGCUUUGAGAACGUCAUCGUUAGCCGGAAAGAAUCCUCAAAGUUGGACCUUAUGUUUCACACCCUCACUGUGAGAGGCUUUGAGAACACGACAGUGCUGGAUGCCAAGGGUUUCGAUGGAGAUUCGAUGCCGAGAGUCUUCGAACUGAGCGCCUUUACACCUCUACUACGACUCGAGGGGGAAUACGAGACCCAAGGCAUACUCCUAACGAUGCCCAUACAGGGUCGUGGACAGGCGUUGGUGGAACUUAAGGAUUGCCAGUUCCGCUGCAAGGUGAGGGUUGUGGAGGAGCAUCGUUUGGAUGGCAAACGUUACAUGGAAAUUCCAAAAGUGAAGUGUUUGGUGGAUGUUCAAAGCAUGCACAUCAACUUUGAGAAUUUGUUCAACAACAAGCAACUGAGUGACACCGUAAAUGAAUUGGCCAACAAUAAUUGGUUGGAAAUUUGGAAAACACUGCGAAAAGGCAUCAAUUCGGCGCUGGAUCAGGUGGCCGGAACAAUACUCAGAAGAGUGGCGAAUAAAGUGUCUUAUGAUGAUUUCUAUCAGUUGUAAAAUAUAUUUAUUAGAGGUACAUACUUGA